Messenger RNA from Camellia sinensis, 2280 nucleotides. Its product is annotated as external alternative NAD(P)H-ubiquinone oxidoreductase B1, mitochondrial. Gene Ontology annotation, cellular component: mitochondrion. The record is from RefSeq and is a predicted model, not a curated record. Gene Ontology annotation, molecular function: calcium ion binding; NADH dehydrogenase activity. Lineage: Eukaryota; Viridiplantae; Streptophyta; Magnoliopsida; Ericales; Theaceae.
UUUCAUAUCACACACACUACAUACAACAACUGUCCAUUUCAUACUACGCUCUCCAGCAACGAUUGAGGCCAAGAAAACAUGAGGGUUUUCUCGUACAUCAACAGACUCAUCCAUGGCCACUCCACCUGCUCUAAGCUCCUCCUUCUCUUCUCUGUCAGUAGUGGAGGUCUUGUGGCAUACGCAGAGUCACAAGCAGAAAGUGAAAGACACGGUUUCGAGCUCAGUCAACUGGAAUCCAAGAAGAAGAGGGUGUUGGUGCUGGGGACAGGCUGGGCCGGUACCAGUUUUCUGAAGUAUCUGGACAAUUCAUUGUAUGAUGUUCAGGUGGUUUCCCCUCGUAACUAUUUUGCAUUCACUCCUUUGCUACCCAGCGUCACAUGUGGAACAGUGGAGGCACGAAGCAUUGUGGAGCCAAUUCGGAAUAUGAUAAAAAAGAAAAAUGGAGAAAUUAAGUUUUGGGAAGCAGAAUGUCUCAAGAUUGAUGCAACAAGUAAAAGAGUUUUCUGCCGGUCUAAUCUGGAUGAGAACUUAGUGGGAAAUAAUGAUUUCUUUCUGGAUUAUGAUUAUUUGAUCAUUGCUGUUGGAGCACAAGUAAAUACUUUUAACACACCUGGUGUCGUGGAGUAUUGCUAUUUUCUGAAGGAGGUGGAGGAUGCUCAGAAAAUUCGUAGGAGUGUGAUAGAUUGUUUUGAAAAGGCUGUACUCCCCGGCCUGAGUGAGGAAGAACGAAGGACGAACCUCCAUUUUGUAAUUGUGGGUGGGGGUCCAACUGGUGUGGAAUUUGCUGCGGAGCUGCAUGACUUUGUCCACUCAGACUUGGUCAAGCUAUAUCCUUCAGUUAAAGAUCUAGUGAAUAUAACGGUGAUCCAAUCUGGAGAUCAUAUCUUAAACACGUUUGAUGAAAGAAUCAGUUCAUUUGCAGAGCAGAAAUUCAAAAGAGAUGGCAUAGAAGUUUUAACAGGAUCUCGAGUGGAAAGUGUUUCUGAUAAUUUUCUUACCAUGAAGAUGAAAUUGACUGGGGAGGUUUUCUCCAUACCCCAUGGCAUGGUGGUUUGGUCAACUGGAGUUGGGGCUCGUCCAGUUGUGAAGGACUUCAUGGAACAAAUUGGCCAGGGUAGUAGACGUGUUCUAGCAACUGAUGAAUGGCUGCGAGUAAAGGGAUUCCAAGAUGUGUAUGCGCUUGGAGAUUGUGCUACUGUAGAUCAACGUAAAGUCAUGGAAGACAUCUUGACAAUAUUUAAAUCCGCGGACAAAGACAACUCUGGUACCCUAAGCAUCGAAGAAUUCCACGACGUAAUUGAAGACGUCCUUGUAAGGUACCCCCAAGUGGAACUCUAUUUGAAGAGCAAGCAUAUGCCCGACGUGACACAUCUCUUGAAGGAUGCUGAGGGAAAUGCAAGGCUGGAAGUGGAUUAUGAAGAGUUUAAGUUAGCCCUUAGUCUUGUUGAUGCACAGACAAAGAGUCUUCCCGCAACUGCUCAGGUUGCUGCUCAACAAGGUGAAUAUCUUUCUAGGUGCUUCAACCUUAGGAAGCAGUGUGAAAAUAAUCCAGAAGGACCUCGCCGCUUUAGAGCUUCUGGACGUCAUCAAUUUCGCCCCUUUCGGUACCAGCAUCUAGGCCAAUUUGCGACUCUGGGUGGAGAUCAGGCGGCAGCAGAACUGCCUGGCGACUGGGUUUCUGUGGGUCACAGCACACAGUGGCUGUGGUAUUCUGUAUAUGCAAGCAAGCAAGUCAGCUGGCGCACGAGGUUCUUAGUGGUAUCUGAUUGGACAAGGAGAUACAUUUUUGGCAGAGAUUCAAGUCGAAUUUGAGGCAAUUUCCGUCUUUUAUACAAAAAUAAACCAUCUGGGACUUGGGCUUGAGAUUCUGGAAGAAUUUUUUCCAUUCUUCGAUACUAUAUGGAGAUAAUAAAAAUAAAAUGACCACAUAAAGGUUCCAGUUCGAGCGAGAGCCUAAAUGUCGGAGGCGUGAUGAUCGAAAGCUCCGCUGAUUUGAGCAGUGAGAGAGAAUUUUCAAAAUUAUUGCUAGUUGAUGAGAGUUAUUUCAUAAACAAAAAGAGUAUGGUCAAUUUCAUUUUCUCUCUUUGGGGUUGGUGUAAGCAAUGUUUCCAUCUCAUGGAGUCAUUGGACAGCUAGUUGUAUGCAAUGCCAUCGGUUAUUAUUUAUGUUCUAGUUGAUCUUGAUGCGACAUUAAAAGUAUAUUGAUUUUUUUCUCCCACUAACUAAAUACUUUUGUCAUAGAAGCAGGUGACACAUGAAUAUAUUGGCUUCGUUUGGAAA